Molecule: messenger RNA, 1050 nt
Organism: Neofelis nebulosa (Clouded leopard)
Lineage: Eukaryota; Metazoa; Chordata; Mammalia; Carnivora; Felidae
Gene: CELA1
Product: chymotrypsin like elastase 1
Exons: 8
Coding region: 110-910 (266 amino acids)
Biological process (GO): proteolysis
Molecular function (GO): serine-type endopeptidase activity
Source: RefSeq, a predicted model, not a curated record
UCUGCAGCCCUGACAGCGGCAGCAAGACGGUCAGCAAAGCUGCUGAUAAGAGGAGUACAAAGAGGGCUUGGUUCAUGGCAAGGGGGCAGUGGUCUGCUCGGCCGGCAACAUGCUACGCUUCUUGGUGCUCGCCACCCUGGUCCUUUAUGGACACAGCACCCAGGACUUUCCAGAAACCAACGCCCGGGUAGUUGGAGGGACUGAGGCCCGGAAGAAUUCCUGGCCCUCGCAGAUUUCCCUCCAGUACCUCUCUGGGGGCAAAUGGUAUCACACCUGUGGGGGGACCCUCAUCAGACAGAACUGGGUGAUGACAGCUGCUCACUGCGUGGACCGCAAAAUGACCUUCCGUGUGGUGGCUGGAGAGCACAACCUGAGCCAGAACGAUGGCACCGAGCAGCGUGUGAGUGUGCAGAAGAUCGUGGUGCAUCCCUACUGGAACAGCAGUAACGUGGCCGCCGGCUAUGACAUUGCCCUGCUGCGCCUGGCCCAGAGAGUUACCCUCAACAACUAUGUGCAGCUGGGUGUCCUGCCCCCGGCGGGGGCCAUCCUGGCCAACAACAAUCCCUGCUACAUCACGGGCUGGGGCAUGACCAAGACCAAUGGGCCCCUGGCCCAGGCCCUGCAGCAGGCUUACCUGCCCAGUGUGGACUACGCCACCUGCUCCAGUUCCAGCUACUGGGGCUCCACCGUGAAGAGCACCAUGGUAUGCGCUGGAGGAGACGGAAUUCGCUCUGGAUGCCAGGGUGAUUCUGGGGGCCCUCUCCAUUGCCUUGUGAACGGCAAGUAUGCUGUCCAUGGAGUGACCAGUUUCGUGUCCAGUCUGGGCUGUAACGUCUCCAGGAAGCCCACAGUCUUCACACGGGUCUCUGCUUACAUCUCCUGGAUCAACAGUGUCAUUGCUCCCAACUGAACGUCUUCCUGAAUCUCAUGGCCUUCCCAAGAUGAUGCUUAGACCCACGAAAGGACUUGAGGCCAUCAAGGAAAAAAAACAUUCUGAGAGGCCAUUGAGCCAGAUCCAGAAAAGCAAAUAAAACUGAAUAUGCAUGAUCA